Messenger RNA from Cokeromyces recurvatus, 11811 nucleotides. RefSeq names its product fatty acid synthase. Gene Ontology annotation, biological process: long-chain fatty acid biosynthetic process. The record is from RefSeq and is a predicted model, not a curated record. Gene Ontology annotation, cellular component: fatty acid synthase complex. Gene Ontology annotation, molecular function: 3-oxoacyl-[acyl-carrier-protein] synthase activity; holo-[acyl-carrier-protein] synthase activity; fatty acid synthase activity. The coding region runs from base 1 to 11811 and encodes 3936 amino acids. NCBI's taxonomy places the organism in Eukaryota, Fungi, Mucoromycota, Mucoromycetes, Mucorales, Mucoraceae. The transcript has 5 exons.
AUGGAAAAACAACAAGUUCUUCGUCCUUUAUCUAUUAAACAAAAUACAACUGAGGUUGCAGUACUAGUACCUACAAAUAUCUGGGUUCCCGCUGAACAACUUCAAGAAGAAUUUUUAAUUCAGUCUAACGAUAAUACAACAGCUGAGGAAAUUACUGAUAUUGAACUUGCUGCUAAAUUUUUAAAUUUUGCUAGUGCUCGUGCUGCGAAUGAAUCUCAAUUCUUACCAGUUGCACGUACACUCUUUAUCAACUUUGGUACUCAAUAUUUGAAGAAUAAUGAUGUCCACGCUGCUACACGUUCUCUUUCUUCUGAAUCCAAGAAAGUUGUCAUUCAAGCCUAUUUUUCUGCCCUUGUUGUUCUUAAAGAACAAGGUGUUUUGUCUACCGAAGAAAUGGCUCCUGCUAAAUCUGCUCUCUUUGAAGCUGCCGCUCGUGGUGAUGCUAAGCUUUUUGCCAUCUUUGGUGGUCAAGGUAAUAUUGAGGAAUAUUUUGAUGAAUUUGCGGAUAUUUGGGAGACAUAUCAGGGUAUUGUAAAGCCAUUUGUUUAUCGUAUGGCUGCUGUCUUGGCUGACUAUGCUCGUAGCCCCGAUGCUAAAAUGUUGCAUUCAAAGGGUUUGGAUAUUUUACGUUGGUUAGAUGAUCCUGAAGUUAGACCUGAUGUUCAAUACCUUAUCUCUGCACCUGUCAGUCUUCCUUUGAUCGGUCUCACUCAAAUCUUACAAUACUAUGUUAUGAUUCGUGUUCUUGGUCGUACUCCUGCUGAAAUUCGUGAUUUAUUUGAAGGCACAACGGGUCAUAGUCAGGGUAUUAUCAGUUCAGUUGUUAUUUCUGUCUCUUCUACUGAGGAAGAAUUUAUUAGCAAUACAGAAAAAGCAUUGGGACUUCUUUUCUGGAUUGGUACUCGUGCUCAACAAGUCUUCCCUCUUACUACCCUGAAUCCCACUAUUCUUGAAGAUUCUACUAGCAACAAUGAAGGCAGUCCUACACCCAUGUUGGCCAUUACUGGUCUUAGAGAAAACCAAGUAGUCAAGCAGCUUCAAGCUACCAACGCUCAUCUUGCUCCUGAGCGUCAAAUUGAAAUUACUUUACAUAACGGCCCUCGUUCAUUUGUUUGUACUGGCCCUCCUCAAUCCUUAUACGGUUUGAAUCUUGCCUUGCGUAAGCUUAAGGCCCCUACUGGUCUUGAUCAAUCCCGUGUUCCCUUUUCUCAACGUAAGAUCAAAUUCUCUUCACGUUUCUUACCUAUCACUGCACCCUUCCAUAGUGUUUAUUUGAAGAAUUCUAUACCUAUCAUUUUGGAAGAUGCUCAAAAAAAUAAUUUGUUUUUCAAUGCUAAGGAUCUCAAGAUUCCCGUCUAUGCUACUGAUUCAGGCAAGGAUCUUCGUGAAUCAGAUAACCUUACCAAAGCAUUAUUAGAACUUAUUUGUGAACAUCAUGUUCAUUGGGAGAGUGCAAUUGCUUCUAAGGAUUUGACUCAUAUUAUUGAUUUUGGUCCAGGUGGCACAUCAGGUAUUGGUGGUUUGACACAUCGUAAUAAGGAGGGUACAGGUGUACAAAUUGUGUUGGCCGGUGCUCUUGAAGGAGCUAACCGUGACCUUUCUUAUAAGGCUGAUCUUUUUGAUUCUGACAUUCGUGCUGUUACUUACUCUCAAAAUUGGGCAAAGGCUUUCCAACCUAAAUUAGUUCAAACCACAAGUAAUGGUCGUAUUCAUCUUGAUACCAAGAUGUCUCGCUUAUUAGGUAAGCCACCACUCAUGGUAGCCGGUAUGACUCCUGCUACUGUCAAUGAAAAGUUUGUUGCUGCGGUUAUGAAUGCAGGUUAUCAUAUUGAACUUGCUGGUGGUGGCCACUUUAGCGAUGAAAUGCUUCGUGAGAAGAUUAAUAAAAUUGUAGAACUCACUCGUGCAGGUGAAGGUAUCUCUCUCAACAUUAUUUUCUUAAAUGUACGUCAAUGGGGCUUCCAAUAUCCUCUUAUUCAGGUUAUGCGUAAGGAAGGUUUACCUAUGGAAGGUCUUUGUAUUGCAGCUGGUGUUCCCAGUCUUGACAAUGCGAAUGAAAUUAUUGCCAAUUUGCAAGCUGCUGGUAUUCGCCAUGUUGCUUUCAAACCAGGAAAUGCAGAUACCAUCCGUCAGGUUGUAGCUAUUGCUGCUGCUAACCCUACUAUGCCUGUUAUCUUACAAUGGACUGGUGGUCGUGCUGGUGGUCACCACGGUUUCGAGGAUGUGCAUCAACCUAUUCUUGAAACUUAUGCCGCUAUUCGUCGUCAACCCAACAUUGUUCUUGUUGCUGGUUCUGGCUUUGGUGGUGCUGAUGACACUUUACCUUAUAUCACAGGUGAUUGGUCUGUUAAAUUCGAUUAUCCACCUAUGCCUUUUGAUGGUGUCCUCUUUGGUUCUCGUAUGAUGGUAGCCAAGGAAGGUUUAGCUUCUCCUGCUGCUAAGCAAGCCAUGGUUGAUGCACCUGGUGUUGAUGACGGUGAAUGGGAAAAGACCUAUAAGGGCCCUGCUGGUGGUGUCCUUACUGUUCUUUCUGAACUUGGUGAACCUAUCCACAAGAUUGCCACUCGUGGUGUUCGUCUUUGGAAGGAACUUGAUGAAAGCAUUUUCUCUUUGCCUAAGGAUAAGCGUUUACCUGCCUUGUUGGCCAAGAAAGAUUAUAUCAUUAAGCGUUUAAAUGCUGAUUUCCAAAAGGUAUGGUUUGGUAAGAAAAAGACGGGUGAGGCCGUUGAUCUUCAAGAUAUGACCUACAGUGAAGUUGUCUACCGUAUGAUCGAAUUACUUUAUAUCAAGUUCGAAGCUCGUUGGAUUGAUAUUUCACUUCGUGACUUUGUUGGCGACUUUUUGCGUCGUGUUGAAGAACGUUUCUCAAAGACAUCUUCAUCUUCUAUGCUCCAGAAUUAUGCUCAAUUGGAGAACCCCUUCCCUUUUGUUGAAGAGUUCUUGGCUCAAUUCCCUGAUGCUGAAACCCAGUUAUUGACCUCUGAGGAUAUCCUUCACUUUAUUGCUCUUUGUAAACGUCCUACUCAAAAGCCUGUUCCCUUCAUUCCUGUCAUGGAUAAAGAGUUUGAUAUUUGGUUCAAGAAGGACUCCCUUUGGCAAUCUGAAGAUCUUGCCGCUGUUGUUGAUCAAGAUGUUCAACGUACUUGUAUCCUUCAUGGUCCUGUUGCUGCCAAGUACGCCACUCGCGUUGAUCAACCUGUAGGUGAAAUUCUUGGUGAUAUUUACAAUAGCCAUAUCGAAAGUUUGAAGGAACGUUAUUAUAAGGAUACUCCUAUUCCCAAGAUUGAAUAUCUUGGUGGUGCAUCUAUCACAAAGACCACUAUACAAGAAGUUUCUACUUCUGCUACUGAAUCUGUUCAUGAAGUUGGAAGCACUAUUCCUUCUGACGAAGAAUGGCUUCAAGCUAUCUCUGGUCCCACUUAUAGCUGGCUUCGUGCUCUCUUAACCUCUCCUUUCAUCGUUCAAGGUAAACGUUAUGCUGAUAACCCAGCUAAGCGUAUCUUCCGUCCUCGUGCCGGCCAAAGAGUUGUUACCUCUAUGGAUAAGGAUGGUAAGAUCAUUUCUGUUAAAGUCCAAGAUAAGCGUCCCUGGAGUGCAACAGCUAAAACAAGCGACUAUGUUUCAUCUGUUGAAGCCUCUAUCUCGGGUAAUAUGAUUCAUGUUACAUUGUUUGAGAAGAGAGAGGAAAACAUGAUUCCCUUAUCUUUACAAUUUGAAUAUAAGCCUGAACUUGGUUAUGCUCCUAUUCACGAAAUUAUGGAAGGACGUAACGAACGUAUUAAGGAAUUCUAUUACAAGCUUUGGUUUGGUGUUGAUAAUAAGGAUGAUUUCUUAAAUAUCUCGGUUCAUGAAAAACUUUCUGGUAAAGGUGAAGUUGUAAAAUCAGAGGAGAUUAAGGAAUUCUGUCAAACCGUUGGCAACGAAGCUGAAGUCUUUGUUGACCGUGGCCAAAAGGUUGUCUACGCUCCUAUGGACUUUGCUAUUGUUGUUGGCUGGAAGGCUAUCAUGAAGGCUAUUUUCCCCAAGGUCAUUGAUGGUGAUCUCUUAAGACUUGUUCAUUUAGGUAAUGGCUUCCGUCUUUUAGACGGUUCUGAGCUUCUCAAGGUCGGAGACAUUGUUGAUACUUAUGCACACAUUAAUGCCAUCGUCAAUACUGAUUCUGGUAAAAUGAUUGAAGUUAAUGGUGUGAUCGUUCGUGAAGGAAAGCCUGUUCUUGAAGUAACUAGCCAAUUCCUUUAUCGUGGUGAAUUUAAUGAUUUUGAACACACCUUCGAACGUAAGGUUGAAACUCCUAUGCUUCUCAAGAUUAAGGAUAUUAAGGAUAUUGCGGUUCUUAAGUCUAAGGAAUGGAUGCAAUGGGGUGAUGCCUUGGAAAAUCAUGAAAUCACUGUUGGUUCAUCUUUGAUUUUCCGUUUGAGCACUGAUCUUAAAUACAAGAAUAAGAAUGUCUUUGCUAGUGUUAAGACGACUGGUACUGUCACAAUGCAAGUCUCUACUAAAGAAUUUGUUGAAAUCGCUAGAGUUGAAUAUGAAUCUGGUGAAAGCCAUGGUAACCCCGUUAUUGAAUACUUGAAGCGUAACGCUCAAGAGAUUGAACAAGCUCACUUUUUCGAGAACGGUGGUUAUUCUGUUAUGCCUAGCCAAUCAACUUAUUCUUCUGUUGUUCACGCACCUGCCUCUAAUGAGCCUUAUGCUAAUGUCUCUGGUGAUUUCAAUCCAAUUCACGUCAAUCCUUACUUUGCUGACCUUGCUCGUUUACCUGGUACAAUCACUCAUGGUAUGUGGACUAGUGCCUCUACUCGUAAGUUUGUUGAAAUCUUUGCUGCUGAUAACGUACCCCGCCGUGUUGUUGCCUAUGAUGUUAAGUUCGUUGGCAUGGUCUUGCCCUCUGACAGGCUUGAAACUAAACUUUAUCACACUGGUAUGAAGAAUGGUCGCAAGAUUAUUAAAGUAGAGACAUUCAACCAAAAUAAUGAAAAGGUUGUUGAAGGUACUGCUGAAGUUGAGCAGCCUAUUACAUCCUAUGUCUUUACUGGUCAAGGUUCUCAAGAACAAGGAAUGGGUAUGGCCUUAUACGAUAGCUCUCCUGUUGCUAAGGCUAUUUGGGAUCAAGCUGAUAAACAUUUCAUGGAAAACUAUGGUUUCUCUAUCAUUGAAAUCGUUCGUAAUAAUCCAAAGGAAAAGGUUGUUCACUUUGGCGGUCCUCGUGGUAAGAAGAUUCGUCAAAACUACAUGAGUAUGUCUUAUGAUGUUGUUGACGCUGAUGGCACCACUAAGACUUUACCAUUAUUCCCUACUAUUAAUGAACGCACUGCCUUCUAUACCUUCCGUUCUCCUACUGGUCUCUUGUAUGCUACCCAAUUCACACAACCUGCUUUGACCUUAAUGGAAAAGGCUGCAUUUGAAGAUAUGCGUUCCAAGGAGUUGAUUCAAGCCAAUUGUGCUUUCGCUGGUCACUCUCUUGGUGAAUAUGCUGCUUUAGCCUCUGUUGGUGAUGUGUUGCCCUUAGACUCUCUUGUAGAUGUCGUCUUUUAUCGUGGUAUGACUAUGCAAUCUGCUGUCAAACGUGAUGAAGAGGGUCGCUCUAACUAUGGUAUGGUUGCUGUCAAUCCUGCUCGUGUAUCAAAGACAUUUAAUGAUACUGCUCUUCGUUAUGUUGUUGAUUCCAUUGCUCGCCGUGGUGGUGAUGUCUUGGAGAUUGUCAACUUUAAUGUUGAAAACUGGCAAUACGUUGCUGCUGGUGCACUUCAAAACCUUGAUGCUCUUGCUAAUGUUUUGAACUAUAUCAAGACUGCCAACAUUGAUCUUCAAAAGUUGAUGGAAACCAUGUCUCUUGAAGACGUUAAGCAACACUUGAUUGAAAUUAUUGAUGGUGCCUUUGAAAAGACUAAGGCUAAGCAAGCUAAGGGACGUGUUAUUCUUGAACGUGGUCACGCUACUGUCCCCCUUCCCGGUAUCGAUGUACCUUUCCACUCUUCUUUCUUGCUUAGUGGUGUUACUCCCUUCCGUACUUUCUUGGCUAAGAAAUUCAAUCCUUCUGAUAUUAACGUUGCUCAAUUAGCUGGCAAGUAUAUUCCUAACUUGACCGCUCAACCUUUUAGUACCGAUAAGAGUUAUAUUGAAGAUGUUUAUCGUUUAACAUCUAGUCCUCGUUUAGCUAAGGUGCUCAAGAAUUGGUCUGAUGAUAAAUAUGUUACCCCUGCUCAACAACAACGUCUCGGUUACAUUCUUUUGAUUGAACUUUUGGCUUAUCAAUUCGCUUCUCCUGUUCGUUGGAUUGAAACUCAAGAUCAAUUGUUCAAGAACUAUAAGAUUGAGCGUCUUAUCGAAGUCGGCCCUUCUCCUACUCUUAGCGGUAUGGCUGCCCGUACUUUGAAUCUUAAAUAUCAAGCUUAUGAUAAUGCUUUGAGUAACCGUCGUCAAAACUUGUCUAUUGCUAAGGAUUCUAAGGAAAUUUAUUAUGAAUUUGAGAAUGCCGUAGAAGAAGAAGCUGCACCUGCUGAAUCUACCCCCGCUGCACCUGCUGCUACUGCUGCUGCUCCUGCUGCUCCUGUAGCUGUUGCUGCUGCUCCUGCUCCUUCAGCUGGACCUGCUGCUGCUAUUAGUGAUGUUCCUGUUACAGCUACUGAGGUUAUUCAUGCUGUUAUCGCUCAAAAAUUGAAAAAGACUAUGGAUGAAGUUCCUUUAUCCAAGGCUAUUAAGGAUUUAGUUGGUGGUAAAUCUACUCUUCAAAACGAAAUUCUUGGUGACUUACAAAAGGAAUUCAAUAACGGUGUUCCUGAAAAAUCUGAAGAGACUCCCUUGGAUGAACUUGGUGCUGCCUUAAAUAGCAGUUUCUCUGGAGCUCUCGGUAAGCACUCUAGCACUUUAGUUGCUAAAAUGAUUGGUGCCAAGAUGCCUGGUGGUUUUACCUUGAAUAGUGCAAAGACUUAUCUUACCAACUCAUAUGGUUUGGGUCCUGGUCGCAUUGACGGUGCUUUAUUGGUUGCUAUUACGAUGGAACCUGCUUCUCGUCUUGGUGCUGAAGCUGAAGCUAAGGCUUGGUUGGAUUCUGUUGCUCAAGCUUACGCUAAGAGAGCUAGUAUUACAUUGUCUGCACCUGGUGCUGGUGGUGCCACUGGUAGUGCUGCUGGUGGUGCAUCUGUUGCUGUUAUCAAUAGUGAAGAAUUUGAUGCUCUCAAGGCUAAGCAAGACGCUUUGAUUUAUCAACAGCUUAACUUGUAUGCCAAAUACCUUCAAAAGGACUUACGUGAAGGUGCCAAGUUAUACGAGAAAGAGAAGACCACAACUGCUAAAUUACAAGCCGAACUUGAUUUAUGGCUUGCUGAACAUGGUGAUAUUUAUGCUGAUGGUAUCAAACCUAGUUUCACACCCCUUAAGGCUCGUCGUUACGAUUCUUAUUGGAACUGGUCUCGUCAAGAUGCUCUUGAAAUGUGGUAUGAUAUCAUUUUUGGUAAACUUGCUAUUGUUGAUCGUGAAGUUACUGCCAAAUGUUUACGUAUCAUGAACCGUGCUUAUCCUCAAUUGAUUGAUUAUAUGCGUUAUAAUGUUGAGAACUGUGCUGGUGACAGAGGUGAGACCUAUAGACUUGCUAAGGAAUUCGGUCAAGCGUUGAUUGAAAACUGUGUUGAAGUCCUUGCUGAAAACCCUGUCUAUAAGGAUGUAGGUUUCCCUACUGGUCCCAAGACUCAAGUCUCCGAAAAGGGUAAUAUUGUUUAUACCGAAGUUCCUCGUCCUGGCUGUCGCAAGUUAGCUGACUAUGUCAAGGAUAUGACUGCUGGUUCUAAAGUUACUGAAUACUCUAACCGACUCAAGGUCCAACAAGACCUCGGCCGUAUUUACAAGAUCAUUCGUAGUCAAAACAAGAUGAAGAAGAGCACUAAGGUUGCUAUUAAGGAACUUUAUACUGAUGUUUUACGUGCUAUGUCUAUUUCAAACACUAUUAUCAGAGAACAAAGACCUCGUCAACGUCGUGCUUCUGUUGUUAAUCGUCUCCCUGAACGUAAGCGUAUUGCUGAAAAGUCUGCAAAGACUGAGACUAUUCCCUUCUUACAUCUCAAGAAGAAGAACGUUAAUGAUCCUUCUGGUUGGGAAUUCAGUAGCAAAUUGACAUCUAUUUAUCUCAAUGUUUUAACUGAAAUUGCUGAGAGAGGUAUUACUUUUGCUGACAAAUGUGUUCUUUUAACUGGUGCUGGUAGAGACUCCAUUGGUUCUGAAGUCUUGAAGGGUCUUAUUUCUGGUGGUGCCAAGGUUGUCGUGACUACUUCUCGUUUCAGUCGUCAAGUUACUGAAUACUUCCAAUCUAUUUAUGAAACAUUUGGUUCUAAGGGAUCUGAACUUGUGGUUGUACCUUUCAAUCAAGGUGCCAAACAAGAUGUUGAUGCCUUGGUCAACUAUAUCUAUGAUCCUAAGGGUCUUAACUGGGAUCUUGACUUUGUUAUUCCUUUUGCUGCCAUUCCUGAAAAUGGUCGUGAAAUUGAUAGCAUUGACUCCAAGUCUGAACUUGCUCAUCGUAUUAUGUUAACUAACCUUCUCCGUAUGUUGGGUAAUGUCAAGACUCACAAGCAAAAGAUUGGCUCUGAUACUCGUCCUGCUCAAGUCAUUCUUCCUUUGUCUCCUAACCAUGGUACCUUCGGUGCUGAUGGUCUUUAUGGUGAAUCCAAGAUUUCUUUGGAGACUCUCUUCAACCGUUGGUAUUCUGAAAGCUGGUCUAGCUACUUGCUUAUUGCUGGUGCUGUCAUUGGUUGGACUCGUGGUACUGGUUUGAUGAAUGCAAACAAUAUGGUUGCUGAAGGUGUUGAAGCACUUGGUGUUAGAACUUUCUCUACUGUUGAAAUGUCAUUCAAUAUCCUUGGUCUUAUGCACCCUGAUAUUGUUGAACUUUGUCAAAACGAGCCUGUAUGGGCUGAUCUUAAUGGCGGUCUUCAAUUUAUUACUAACUUGAACGAAGUUAGUGCCAAGUUGCGUAAGGAAAUUCGUGAAACUGCUGAAAUUCGUAAGGCUAUUGAUGCUGAAAAUGCUCUUGAUUUCAAGAUUGUAUUUGGAGAAGAAGCUGAACGUAAGCACAAGCCUCACAAGAUCACCCCUCGUGCUAAUAUGAAGUUUGAGUUCCCUAAGCUCAAGUCUUAUGAAUCCUUCAAAGACCUUAACUAUCUUAAGGGCAUGAUUGAUCUUGAACAAGUUAUUGUUGUUGCCGGUUUCGGUGAAGUCUCUCCAUGGGGUAAUUCAAGAACUCGUUGGGAAAUGGAAGCUUAUGGUGAAUUCUCUCUUGAGGGUUGUAUUGAAAUGGCCUGGAUUAUGGGUUAUAUUAAGCACCAUGAUGGUAACUUGAAGAACGGUAAAUUCUACUCUGGUUGGUUAGAUGCUAAAUCUGGUGAGCCUGUUGAAGAAAAGGAUAUUAAGGCUAAAUAUGAAAAGCAAAUCCUUGAACAUACUGGUAUUCGUUUGAUUGAUCCUACCGUCAUGAACGGAUAUGAUCCUGAAAAGAAGAUGCUUAUGCAAGAAAUUGUUAUUGAUCAUGAUCUUGAACCUUUUGAGUGCUCUAAGGAAGAAGCUGAUCAAUUCAAGCAUCAACAAGGUGAUAAGGCUGAUGUUUAUGAAAAUGCUAAUGGAGAUUGGUGUGUUGUUUUACGUAAGGGAGCUACCUUGUAUGUUCCUAAGGCUCUUCGUUUCGAUCGUCUCGUUGCUGGUCAGAUCCCCACUGGCUGGGAUGCCACUCGUUAUGGUGUUCCUAAGGAUAUUGUUGAUCAAGUUGACCCUGUUACAUUGUUUAACAUCGUUUCAACUGUUGAAGCUUUUGUUUCUGCUGGUAUCACUGAUCCAUAUGAAUUCUUCAAAUAUGUUCAUGUGUCUGAAAUUGGUAAUACUACUGGUUCAGGUGUUGGUGGUCAAAUCUCACAAAGAGGUCUUUUCCGUGAUCGUCUUCUUGAUAAGCCUGUUCAAAAGGAUAUCUUGCAAGAAUCUUUCAUUAACACCAUGCCUGCUUGGAUCAACAUGUUGCUUCUUUCAUCCUCUGGUCCCAUCAAGACACCUGUUAACGCUUGUGCUACUUCCGCUGUCUCUAUUGAACUUGCUUGUGAGUCUCUUUUGACUGGUAAAGCCAAGAUUAUGAUUGCUGGUGCUACUGAAGAUAUUACAGAAGAAUCCAGUUACGAAUUCGCUAACAUGAAGGCCACUUCUAAUGCUGUUGAUGAAUUUGAGCAUGGCCGUACUCCUAGAGAAAUGUCUCGCCCUGCUACUACUUCUAGAAAUGGUUUUAUGGAAGCCCACGGUGCUGGUAACCAUAUUCUUAUGUCUGCUGCCACUGCUAUUGAGAUUGGUGCACCUAUUUAUGGUAUUAUUGCUCUUAGUAGCACUGCUACUGAUAAGGAAGGUCGUUCCGUCCCUGCACCUGGUGCUGGUAUCCUUACAACUGCUCGUGAAAAUGUCAGUAAGAGAGCUUCUCCUUUGUUGAACUUCAACUACCGUGCUAGACAAAUUAAGUCUCGUCGCGCUCAAAUUAAGGCUUGGGUUGAGAGCGAAUAUGAAUUCUUACGUGAGGAAAUGGAAGAGCUUAAGGCUUCUGGUGAACUUCCUGCUGAAGAAGAGAAGGCAUGGCUUGAAGAACGUACUACAUUUAUUCAUAAUGAAGCUAAACGUCAAGAAAAGGAAGCAUUAGCUACAUACAAUCAUCAAUUCUAUAAGAAUGAUCCUAACAUUGCACCUAUUCGUGGUGCUCUUGCUGUUUAUGGUUUGACAAUUGAUGAUAUCGGUGUUGCCUCUUUCCACGGUACAUCUACUAAGGCUAACGAUAAGAAUGAAUCUCGUGUACUUAACUCUCAAUUGAAGCAUCUUGGCCGUACUAAGGGUAACGCACUCUUGGCUAUUACACAGAAAUACUUGACUGGUCAUCCCAAGGGUCCUGCUGCAUCCUGGAUGGCUAACGGCAUGAUGCAAUGCUUGCUUACAGGUCUUGUUCCUGGUAAUCGCAAUGCAGAUAACAUUGAUGUUGUUAUGAAAGAUUUUGAUUACAUUGUGUAUCCUUCUCGUUCUAUUCAAACUGAUGGUUUGAAGGCUGGUCUCCUCAAGUCCUUUGGUUUUGGUCAAGCUGGUGGUGAAGUAUUAAUUAUUCAUCCUGAUUAUGUCUUUGGUGCAAUGGAAGAAAACCAAUAUAACGCUUAUAAGAUUAAGAAUGCUGAACGUUAUGCAAAGACUUAUCGUUAUCUCCAUGAUUCUAUUACUGGUGUUGCUGACUUUGUCCAAGUUAAGACAGAAGCUCCUUACUCUGAUGAUCUUGAAUAUACUGUUUAUUUGAAUCCUAGUGCUCGUACUGAAUAUUCCAAGGAAAAGAAAUCAUGGCAUUUCACCAACAAAUCUGCUAACCUUGCUGCCCCCACAGCAGGUGAUGCUGAAGUAACCAAGAAUAUUAUCUCUUCUCUUACUGAACAACAAGCCGGUAAAAGAGGUGUUGGUGUUGAUGUUGAAUUAACUAAUGCAGUAAAUAUUGAGAAUUCCACCUUUAUUGAACGUAAUUUUACUCCUGCUGAAAUCGAAUACUGUCAAGCUCGCCCUGAUCCCCAGGCUAGCUUUGCAGGUCGUUGGUCUGCUAAGGAAGCUGUUUUCAAGGCUAUCUCUUCUUAUGGAAACAUUCCUUCUGAUGGCUCCGGUGCUCCUUUGAAAGAUAUUGAAAUUAAGGCAAAUGAAGUUGGAGCUCCUGUAGUCGUGCUAUCUGGCAAGGCUAAAUCUGCCGCAUCUUCUGCUGGUAUUAAAAAUGUAAAUGUAUCUAUUAGCCAUAGUGGAGCUUACAGUGCCGCUGUUGCUUUAACUCAAUAA